UAUUUGACUCACAGUUUCUUUUUUCUUCUUCCUUUUAUUACUAGUACAGUGGUAGCUUGGUUUACAGACACUUUUGUUUGCGAGCAAUUUGGUUCACAAACAAAAACGUUUGUCAAACUUUUGUUUUUGUUUGCAGACUGCAUCGGGUGACAAAGACGACCGUGGCGGUCUUUCCCGCACAAAGACAAAUGUGGCCAUCUUUUACGAAAUGGUGGAACAGAUUAAGUUCAUGAACCGAGGUGAAUUGACGUGUGCAAAAUCCUGGUUAUUCUGAAGAUGCCUCUGCAGAAUAUUGCUUCCUGUUUAAAUUACAGAUAACAUCAAGAGUUUUCGGAGCAAGAGAAACUGGGAUUUUUUUUUAUUAAAUCAUGCCUUCUGAACAGAACAAGUCAUUUUGUGAUGAAAAAGAAACUACUUUAAAAAUGGGAUGUAAUAUGAAAAAUCUGGUAGUUGAUACUAUGAGAUCAGUACCUAAACCAAAAAUUUCACAAAGUAGUUUUCAUUAUAAACUUAAAAAUGUGAAAAUCGACUUGCCGAAGGUAAAUAUUCCAAAUGAAGUCCUAAUGAAACACGAAGUUAACAAAUAUAGAAAAUUAUUUUGUAGCAAACCACAGACUGCAAGAAAAUCUAUCAGUAUAAAGUCGAUAAGCCGUGCAGAAGAGUGUAUAUUGCUUCAUAAGUCUGAGAGAACAGAAGAAGAGGGUAUAAAAAUGUCUGCAAAAAUACUCAAUUUCAGCUGUUUAAAAUGUGGAGAUAGCACUCGUUAUAGCCCCAAUGAUUUGCAGAAACAUUUUGAAAUGUGGCACCAUGGUGAAUUACCUUCAUAUCCCUGUGAAAUGUGCAGUUUUUCCGCAAAUGACUUCCAGAUAUUUAAACAACACCGCCAAACCCACAGAAGCACUUUAGUAAAAUGUGACAUUUGUAACAGUGAGUGUGUGUAUACUUUAUUGGACUUGACGAAACAUUUCAUAUCCACACACUGUGUUAAUGGUAAUUUCCAAUGUGAAAAGUGCAUAUUCUCCACCCAGGAUGUUGGCACAUUCGUUCAGCACAUUCACAGACAUAAUGAAAUUCAUUACAAAUGUGGUAAGUGCCAUCAUGUAUGUUUUACCAAAGGAGAGCUUCAGAAGCACCUUCAUAUUCAUUCUGGUACUCUUCCUUUCACUUGUCAAUAUUGUAGUUACGGUGCCACCAGGAAAGACCAUCUUGUAAGACAUAUUAUAACUUUGCACAAAGAACACUUAUAUGCGAAAGAAAAACUGGAGAAAGAUAAAUAUGAAAAGAAGAUGGCAAAGACUUCAGCUGAACUUAAGCUGAUUCUGAAAAGAUAUAAAAUAGGUGCAUCAAGGAAGGCAUUCUGGAUACGUAAGAAAGUUAACAGUGGAAGUGACAGAAGUAUCGACAAAAACACUCAAGUGCUUAAUUUAAUAAACAGUGCAGAAAUGAAAUCUGAAGACCAGAGCCAUCUUGGUCAAGAGCAUUUAAAUGACGACAAAAGUGAAAGACUACAUUGUGAGAACAGUGAUAUGCCCACAGAGUCAGAGUCAGAAAAGCCAACCUUUCUGGACAGUGGACAGUAUAAUGGAGCUGAUGAGGGAUCAAAUUCUACUUCAGAUUUCUUGAAGACUGCUCUACAAGGACCAACAGUGUUAAUGGUAAAAAAUAAUAAAAUAACAGUUCCUGCUAAUUACAGUGCUAAGUUUAUGGGCUUCAGGAUGGUGGAUGGAAGACAACAUAUUGUAAUAAAAUUGUUGCCUACCGGCAAGCAGAAUUUAUAUUUACCAGCUUCACAGUCAGGUGCCGUAAAGGACAGUACUGCUAAUUUGCAGCCCCAGACUUUGGAUACCACUGGAUUUUUAACAGGAGCGACAACUGAUUUAAAUGACACGGUUUAUAUGAAAACAACUCCAUUUUCACGUUCAUCUCCCAUACUUUCAGGGAAAAAAAUUUCAGAAAAAGAAAUGGCUUUGAUAUCUGAAAGGAAUAAUAUGCUUCAAACAGUGGAUUACAAUAAAAGCGUGUCUCCUUUGCCAGCAUCAUCAGAAUUGGUUACCACAUCAGUGAGUUUGACCACAAAAGUUGAAGCAAGAGAUAUUGUUGACUUAUGGGGAAGUCGUAUCACUCAGCAUCAUCCUGAGGUAUCAAACACCAUCAAUAAAAGUCCGGAUAAAGUCAGCCAUACCACAAAAUCAAGUGUAUGCAACAGUGGAGAUAUGCAUAACUAUUGCAUUAAUUAUGUCAACUCUGAGCUACCUGCUGAGUCCUCCAACCAAGGAUCAUUACCUUUUCAUAACUACUCAAAAGUGAACAACUCUAAUAAACGCCGUAGGCUUUCAGGAACAGCACUGUGUGAAAGCUUUCAGAGAGAAUCUUCAUCCAGCAAAACAGUUGCUCAACAACCAGUUAGUGAGACAGCUCUAUCACUAGUGAGGAAGGAGAGUUCAAACCCAGAUAGCCUGUUAGCAUCUGUCAGCCUUUUAAAUGACAAAGAUGGAACUUUGAAAAUGAAAGGUGAAAUGGAAGAGCAGUGUGUUUUAGAGAAAGGGCAGAAUACUGACGGACAGAACCUCUACACUAAUGCAAACCAAAAUUUAGAGAGUGUGAAUGAAAAACCAGAAUGGAAUGACUUUUCUAAUGUUGAUUCACUUAUGAUGCCUAGGAUCACAUCUGUUUUCUCUCUCCAGAGCCAACAGGCAUCAGAAUUUUUGCCACCUGAACUAAAUCGAUUACUUCAGGAGGAAUUAAAACCAAAAUAUGAUGUAAAACAGGACUCUAAAAUUCCAGACGAAAGCCUGACGCCUCAUUGUGACCUGUCACUUCAAAAACAUGAGGGCGAAGGAACAGUAGUUGAAUCUUCAAAAGACAUCAAAGUAGAAGGUGUCUUCCCAGUUCCAUCUGGCAGUGUUGGUAGUAUCCCUACAAAUGAUCUAAAUUUAAAAUUUAAUGGAAAAAAGAAGCAAGUGCUAUCGGUUUCACAGGACGUGAGAGAUUCAGGGAAGACACCUAGAAUUUCAGGUAUUAGCACAUUACUUAAGACUCAGUCAGAUGCAAUAAUAACACAGCAGCUUGUAAAGGAUAAACUACGAGCCACUACACACAAUUCAGGUACUUUAUAUAUGCAGAAUCCACCUCUGAACUCAGAACAGAAAAAAACUAUAUUUGUUCCAACACCAAAAGGUUUUUUUAUACCAUUACAUGUCGCUAACAAGCCUGGAUUCCAUGUUGUUUCAGGAAGACCACUUCCACUUGUUAAUACAGAAAGAGUACCUGUUUCUCUUCUUUUCUGCACUUGAUGACUUUGUUGGGUGUAAGAAAUCUGGGCUUGAGUUACCAGUGUAAAGGAGUGAUUGAUUUUAAGAGACUCUUGCUCUCCAAGUUAAUAAUUUAAUUCCUUUCAUCUUGAUUUUAGAGCUUAUAUUAGCUAGUACCUAGCUAUUCAUGAUUUAAAACCAUGUUUAUAUGUUUUUCCCAAACCUAAGUAUAAGCUUGUUGGAACUUUCGUAUGGUAUGGUAUUGUAUAAUUCAGGGGCAGAAUCCCUGCAAUGAAAUGUAUUUUCCGUUUGCAUAUUAUUUACAGGAGGAAAUUUCCUCUUUUGUAAUGAUCUGCUUUAUGACACAAUAUCCAUAAAUUAUAUUUUUAAAAACAAAAAUGUUUAGAAUCAAGAUGAAAUCUUUCUAUCUCCACCAUCUCCAUCAGUUUCUCUAUUUGCAUUACACUGUAGCUCUAAUGAAGUUGGUUACAUUCUUCAAUUUAGAAAGUGUUAAUUAUUUUUUGCAUAACUAUGAGAUGCUCAGAGUUAAAUGACUUUAGCAGGGAAAUAACAACUUAACACUAAUGUUGAUUCCCUAUCCCCACUAUCCUUCUCGAACACAAUAUGUUCCAGAAUUCUUUCUUAAACUUAUUAUUCAGCUUUCUUUCCUUUACUGGUUUCUUUUUUCUCUUUUAGUCAUCUUCUUUCCUUCCUUUGUCUUUUCUCACUUCAAUGGUCAAAACCUUAAAGGAGAGCAAAAGAAUGCUUGAGGGUUGUGAUAAUGAUGAAGAGGAAGGGGGACUCGAUAAGGUAGACUUCAGUAAUAAUUUAUUUCACACACACACACACACACACACACACACACACUGUCCUGUAUAACAAAUACAGGUUUGUAAGUUUUUGUAGGUGAAUAUAUAUGUAGAAGUAAAAAUAAAGUUAUAAAAUAAAUUC
Molecule: messenger RNA, 4202 nt
Organism: Heterocephalus glaber (naked mole-rat)
Lineage: Eukaryota; Metazoa; Chordata; Mammalia; Rodentia; Bathyergidae
Source: RefSeq, a predicted model, not a curated record